UGCCACUCCAUUUCUAUUUACAGUGGUGGUCGAAAUCGUUACCACUCUCUCUCUCUAAAACAUCCCUCUCUUUCUCUCUCUAGAAUAGUCCCGGCCUUCCUCGUCGGCUCCAUUCCGGAACCUACAAAUCGAGGAAUUUCUCGCGUCAAUUCCAAUUCAAACACAAGAACAAACCCGAGAAUUCCUCGCGAUCUCCCCGCCCCUUGAAAACCCUAGAAUUCAUCUCUAGUCCACUUCCAGUCCAAAUUAGCCCCAAUUCACCUAGAUCCGACCCCAAUUCCCCUCUGCGUGGCAGCAGAAUCUGGUCGAGAACAAUCCCAAUUGUUUUACAUUUCAAUUAAUUGGUGUAGAAACCCCGUGAGAGUGGGAUAUGGGCAGGUUCAACAAGGACACAGCGGAGCCCUCAUCAUCACUGGCGGAGACAACGUCGACCUCGAAGACGGAGACGGUUAAUGGCUCACACGAUUUUAAGAUCACCGGGUAUUCGUUGUCGAAGGGAAUUGGGGUUGGGAAGUACAUAGCGUCGGAUACGUUUACGGUUGGCGGGUAUUCGUGGGCAGUUUAUUUCUAUCCUGAUGGAAAGAGCCCGGAGGAUAAUGCUACUUACGUUUCGCUAUUCAUCGCCUUAGCUAGUGAGGGCACCGAUGUUAGGGCACUCUUUGAGCUGACUCUCUUGGAUCAAAGUGGAAGGGAGAGGCAUAAAGUUCAUAGCCAUUUUGGUAGGGCGUUGGAGACGGGACCUUAUACUCUUAGAUACAGAGGGAGCAUGUGGGGUUACAAAAGAUUUUACAAAAGAACUGCUCUUGAAGCAUCCGAUUACCUGAAAAAUGAUUGCCUUCACGUGCAUUGCUGUGUUGGUGUUGUUACGUCGCACACAGAGGGACCUAAGAUCUAUUCGAUUCCAGUUUCCCCAUCAAAUAUUGGCCUGCAUUUCGGGCAGCUGCUAGAAAGCGGAAAAGGGACCGAUGUAAAUUUUGAAGUUGAUGGAGAAGCUUUUUCUGCUCACAAGGUGAUUCUUGCUGCUCGAUCACCUGUCUUCAGAGCUCAAUUAUAUGGUCCAAUGAAGGAUCAAAAUACAGAGUGUAUAAAGAUUGAAGAUGUGGAGCCACCUAUAUUUAAGGCCCUGCUUCAUUGGAUGUACUGGGAUGCACUUCCCGAUUUUGAAGAGCUAACUGGGUUAAACUCAAAAGGGGCCUCGACCUUGAUGUUUCAGCAUAUGCUUGCUGCUGCUGAUCGGUAUGGUUUAGAGAGGUUGAGGUUGCUCUGUGAGGCUAACCUUUGUGAGGAUGUUGCUAUCAAUACUGUUGCAACAACAUUAGCACUUGCAGAACAACACCAUUGUUUCCAGCUGAAAUCAGUCUGUCUCAAAUUUGUCGCUCUUCCUGAAAAUCUUAGAGCGGUCAUACAGACAGAUGGUUUUGACUACCUUAAAGAAAGCUGUCCACAUGUGAUCACCGAGUUAUUGGAGUAUGUUGCCAGGAUCAAUGAACACUCUAUUGCUGUUGGCAGAGUAGGGAUCGAAGGUAUUCUAGACGGAGGUGAUGUCAAUGGCAGACGCGUCAAACAAAGAAUGUAAGAAGUCAGUCGCAAUUGCCUAGUGAUUUCCAAUAGGUGAGUAAGAAAAUACUUUAGAUCCCUCUUUAGGGUUUACUAGAAAUAUAUUUUCUGGCUUCUGGUCGCGUUCAAUACAGGUGUAAAUGAUAUGCUACCCUUUAUUGUAAUCUAUAGAGCAUGAACUCAACGCCCUUUGCCAUAAAAUUGUAAGAUGUGUAUGGUUCGCCUUACUAAACUAAGAACGUACUUCUGUAAUUGAUAUUUUUCCCAACUUUUUUGACACAA
Salvia splendens (bonfire salvia) is the source of this 1839-nucleotide messenger RNA. RefSeq names its product BTB/POZ and MATH domain-containing protein 2. Gene Ontology annotation, molecular function: protein binding. The record is from RefSeq and is a predicted model, not a curated record. Gene Ontology annotation, biological process: protein ubiquitination. The transcript has 4 exons. Bases 371 to 1576 code for a protein of 401 amino acids. Lineage: Eukaryota; Viridiplantae; Streptophyta; Magnoliopsida; Lamiales; Lamiaceae.